This is a messenger RNA of Coccidioides posadasii C735 delta SOWgp, 1432 nucleotides long. RefSeq lists its product as uncharacterized. The record is from RefSeq and is a predicted model, not a curated record. NCBI's taxonomy places the organism in Eukaryota, Fungi, Ascomycota, Eurotiomycetes, Onygenales, Onygenaceae.
CUUCUUUGCACCAGCUCAAAGAGACCCGACCAUGAUGCUGGCAUGACCUCCUGCACUUCUUCCUUUUUCUGUCUAUUGUUCUUCUGAUACCCCGUACAGCAGUGCUCAAACCUUCGCUUGCCAAGCGCUUUUGUAAAUUUUUGGGAUCCCUGAGAGGAGCUUGACACGCCGAUCGCUCUCCGUGCAUUUGCGGAAGAUCUAUCACGGGGGUUUCAGAUUUGACUGAGGGGAUCCGGAGGCAAACCGAUCUGGAAACAGAGACAACAACACGAAGUGACCGGAAACUGGUUGGAUCAACGUGACCUCUUUCAUCCCGAGAAGAAUGAGAUUGCCUCAUAUCAACACCUCUCGGACAAAAAACAUCAUUCAUGCCUUCCAGGCCUUCAUUAUAUUCCUGGCAUGGGCGAUGACCAUCGCCGUCUUCACAAGGGAUGGGAAAACUGACGGCCGCACCGCAUGGUAUUUCGCGUUGUGUUGGUUUUCGAUUCCCGGGUUGAUAUAUCUGACCGCUGUUCCGAUAUGGCCUCGAGCUCGCCGUUUCGGUAAUCCCUACGCCUUCGCGACCGUCGAUGGCCUCUAUACCUUCUUGUGGUUCACCGCCUGGGUCGCGAUUGCAACAUAUGUUGGGAGCGGGAAGGCAGCGGGAUCGAAUGACGAGGACAACAAGAAAGAUGGAACGACAGGAUGCGAUGCAUUUGCAUAUGGGAGCCCGGCGAAAUGCACGCUGAGCACUGGGACGGCUGUCCUCGGUGCUUUUGUUUUUCUCCUUUUCAUUAUUACGAGCUUCAUGUCAAUAAAGGACGUGAUGGACUACCGUCGUACCGGCAUGAUGCCAUAUGAUGGAUCUGACCCCACAUUCGCCGCUCAAUCGAAGGCCGCAUUCUCUUCUAACCCCCACGAGCUCGAUGAGGAAGAUGGAGAUACAGAAUUUAGAACCGGUCGUCCUGGGGGAUCGCAUUUGGGCACUCAUGACGACGGUGAUGAGUAUGCUCUUCUGCAACAACAUGAGAUCGAAGACACCAGUCCCCACCGCCCGCCUCCGUCUGCCUAUGAUCCGACAGCCCCCACAGACACUGGGCCUCGACGUUCCCCGGCUCCAAUGGGCAGCGGCAUAAUGCAUGACUACGACACAAGUUAUGGAGGCCCAUAUGGCCAUACAUCCCAGCCAUCCGCCGACUAUGGAAGUGGACAGUACAAUCGAUGAGUCGAGAAAAGCAGACGCCCCUGCUGUCUGGUGCUGCUUGUUAAGUUUCACAAAUAGGCAAAGAUCCUCGUUCAACAUUUUCCUCUUCCUAAAACCUUUAGGAAUUCAUCAGUUGGGCACUGUACUUUGUUUUGUACUUCUGUUCUUAGGGGCAUUUGUUUUACAUUGGGCAAGUUGGUCUUUGAUCGCACCUUUGGCUCUUUCAAUUGGAAUGUGUUAAUGUUUUUC